CGUGUGCACAGGAAGAGGUGGUGCGGGGAGCCCGGAUGAGCUGUGGGAUGUGUGUGUGAUCCGGGGCUGCAGCCUGAGAAGUGGAGCGGGAGGACGGCAUCUAUUUGCGGGACGCGGUUUCUCCCCGGCACACAUACACAUAAGUUACACGGCUCCGGUGUGACGCUGGCACUGCUCGGGCUGCAGACUCCAUGUAGCGGCGCGGCCCGGGGCACAAGAUGGCGGAUCUGUCGCUGUUGCAGGAGGAUGUACAGGAAGAGAUAGAUGGAUUUGGUGUGGAUGACUACAGCUCAGAGUCUGAUGUGAUUAUUAUACCUUCAGCCUUGGACUUUGUCUCCCAAGAUGAAAUGUUGACACCUCUCGGAAGAUUGGACAAGUACGCUGCAAGCGAAAACAUAUUUAACAGACAAAUGGUUGCCCGAAGUCUGCUGGAUACCUUAAAGGAAGUCAGCGAUGAUGAAAAGGAUUGUAUUUCUGUAUUAGAGAGGGUUACAAGGCUAUCGGAAGAUUCAGAGCCAACUGUUCGAGCGGAACUUAUGGAACAAGUGCCUCACCUUGCAAUGUUCUGCCAAGAAAACAGGCCUUCUAUCCCACAUGCUUUCUCCAAAUACCUUUUGCCUAUUGUUGUGCGAUACCUAGCUGACCAGAACAAUCAGGUCAGAAAGACCAGUCAGGCAGCAUUGCUUGUCCUCCUGGAGCAGGAGCUCAUAGAGAGGUCUGACGUGGAGAGUAGCGUGUGCCCGGUUCUGAUAGAGCUCACGGCUCCGGACAGCAAUGACGAUGUCAAAACAGAAGCGGUGGCUAUUAUGUGCAAAAUGGCCUCUAUGGUGGGCAGAGAUAUCACGGAGAGGCUCAUCUUGCCGCGGUUUUGUGAGAUGUGCUGUGAUUGCAGAAUGUUUCAUGUUCGCAAGGUUUGUGCAGCCAACUUUGGUGAUAUUUGCAGCGUCGUGGGGCAGGAAGCAACCGAGAGAAUGUUGUUGCCACGUUUUUACCAGUUAUGUUCAGAUAAUGUUUGGGGUGUCCGGAAAGCAUGUGCUGAAUGUUUUAUGGCCGUAUCCUGUGCAACGUCUCAAGAACUACGCCGCACCAAGCUCUCUGCUCUUUUUAUCAAUCUAAUCAGUGACCCUUCUCGAUGGGUUCGCCAAGCUGCCUUUCAGUCCCUGGGGCCUUUUAUAUCCACUUUUGCUAACCCAUCAAGUUCCGGUCAGUAUUUCAAAGAAGAAGAAGAAGAAGAAUGUAAAAGUGUAAAAGAUGACAGACAAAGUGAAGACAGCAAUAGGAAUCCAGAUGUUAUGACAGAAGAAAAUGCAGUUUCAGUGGGAGAUGAUACAUCACCAGAUGUUUGCACAGACGGCAGUGUUAACUUUACUGUGACGUUAGAAUCCAACUUGGAAGAUGAAGCAGAUGAAAAUUCCAGGGACGCUAAUCACCAUCUUGACUUAUUUUCACAUUGCACUUUGCUUUCACAAUCCGCUGACUCCGGUGAUCCAGAACAGAUCUCUCCUGAAUCAAAUCCCCAUGGUGUGCUGGAGUCGGCGUCGCCAGAGGGUCCUGUCACCGAGCAAGAGCAGUUCAACUCAUUCCAUUACUGGCGGACUCCCAUCCCUGAGAUCGACAUUGAUCUGGAGCUCCAGCAAACCCAAGAGAGAGCGCGUAGCUCUGAAAGUAGACAUGUCCAGAAGGCUUCGUCCCCUGGCUCUCCCAAUAUCACCAUGGCUACAAGGAAGGAGCUGGAAGAGAUGCUAGAAAAUCUGGAGCCUCAUAUAGAUGAUCCUGAUGUUAAAGCACAAGUGGAUGUACUCACUGCAGCCCUAAAAGCGUCCAGUCUAGGAACUCGGGAAGAUACGGCAUCCUCUAACUUGAACAGAGAAUUUUACCGCAGCGACCGCUCGGAAGCAGGAAGAACAAACUGCAUGAUUUCACGUGAGGAUUCUGUCCCUCUGAUCAGUGAUUCUGUAGAGUGUAUGCAGUCCACGCUGCGCUACAUUCACGAUGAUUCUGACUUGAGCCCCAAUAGUAGCUUUGGCCACGAAGACGAGAAAAAGUCCAAAGUGCAGGAUGUUGUACCUCAGGCCUUACUGGAUCAGUAUUUAUCUAUGACUGAUCCAUCUCGUGCGCAGACUGUUGACACAGAGAUUGCCAAGCACUGUGCCUAUAGCAUCCCAGGAGUGGCUCUCACGCUGGGCAGACAGAACUGGCACUGUCUCAGGGAUACUUACGAAACACUGGCAGCCGACAUGCAGUGGAAAGUGCGGAGGACAUUGGCCUUUUCAAUCCACGAGCUGGCAUUGAUCCUUGGCGAUUCCCUGACUGCUGCUGAUUUGCUGCCUAUCUUUAACGGCUUUCUGAAAGAUCUCGAUGAGGUCAGAAUAGGAGUGCUGAAGCAUCUCUAUGAUUUCCUAAAGCUUCUCCAGCAAGACAAACGAAGAGAAUAUCUUUAUCAGCUACAAGAGUUUCUGGUGACGGAUAACUGCAGGAAUUGGCGCUUCAGGGCAGAGCUAGCAGAGCAAUUAAUUCUCCUCCUUGAGCUGUACAGUGCCAGAGACAUUUAUGACUACUUACUGCCAAUCGCCCUAAAUCUCUGUGGGGACAAAGUGUCUUCUGUUCGCUGGAUUUCCUACAAGUUGGUGAGCGAGAUGGUGAAGAAGUUAUACUUGGCACCCAACCCAGCAUUAGUUUUGAACCUUAUAAAUAAGCUAGUGGAAGAGUUUUGUCAAAGCGCCAAGUGGUCUGGGCGGCAAACUUUUGUUUUCAUUUGUCAGGCUCUCAUUGAAGAUGACUGCUUACCAAUGGAACAAUUUGCCAUUCACUUGAUGCCUCAUCUACUUCAGCUGGCAUCUGACAGGGUCCCAAAUGUGAGAGUCCUCCUGGCAAAGACUCUGAAGCAGACGCUGCUGGAGAAAGAGUACUUCUUGACAUCUACAAACUCUCACCAGGAAGCAGUGGAGCAAACCAUCAUGGCUCUGCAAAUGGAUUAUGACAGCGACGUCAAAUAUUUUGCCAGUAUUCAUCCUGCUAGCACCAAACUUGCCGACGAUGCCAUGAGCACUGCCUCCUCCACCUACUAACCAGCAUCCCUUUCCGGGAAAGUCCUCCUUGAACUCAGACCGAAGACGGCGCGGCCGCUGUCCUAUCGCCUCCUUUUCUCCUACUUGGCACUAGCAGAGAACUCUGAGGAUUGCCACCAAAGCCUUAAAUCUUCUGUCUUCCUGAGAUAUCGAGAAACUUGAAUUGAGCGUAAAUUUUAAGCCUAUCGGGGAAAUGGCAUCUCCUACGUGCAUUCCCUCUAAUUCCAUGCUUUCUAAAUCAUUAAAUAUACCGUGGCUGGUAGCUGUGGUCACACACACACACACACACAGCGUUAUAUUUAUUAAACAGUUCUAUGCUAUAAAACUGCAGAUUUCGUGUGCAGCAUUUUAUUGUUUAAUAACCAAGAGACACGACCUGUGCUGAAUGUUCCAAGGCCAUUCAGUAUUUGUUGCAAUAGGGUUUUUAUUCGAAAUGGCGUUGCCUAUGAAUUUCUUAAUGUGUGAAUAGUUUUCUGUUUUGGGAUUUGUGUAAACGGAGAGAGAGACUAGGCAGUAGACCAUUUUUUCCUUUCUAAAGGGCUCAGUGCUAACACUACACUAGAAACUGAUUUUAAUCCUUUAAUGCAGCAUAUUGCUGUACAUUUAGUCAGGCAACAUUGCUGUAAAGUACCUCUGUUCUAAUUUGUUUCAUGCUGGUCGUGACCUGAAGGAAAUCUAUUAGUUCAUGUACUUCAUGCCCGGUUCUUUGUUUCCUUUUUAAACUUUAUCAUGAUCGGCUUCAUUGGGUGCAUCCCUUCUGGUCUACAUGUACAUAUCUGUCUGUACUCCCUGGAGUGCCACAGUCUUUAAUCAUGCUGUUGAAAGCUUUGUUGUAAUACAAGUUUCUCUGCUUGUCAAAUAAAAUUUAAUACGUUUCAGUA
Spea bombifrons (plains spadefoot toad) is the source of this 3949-nucleotide messenger RNA. It is a transcript of the gene PPP4R1, whose product is annotated as protein phosphatase 4 regulatory subunit 1. Bases 219 to 3068 code for a protein of 949 amino acids. Gene Ontology annotation, molecular function: protein phosphatase regulator activity; protein binding. The transcript is spliced from 20 exons. Gene Ontology annotation, biological process: protein dephosphorylation. Lineage: Eukaryota; Metazoa; Chordata; Amphibia; Anura; Pelobatidae. The record is from RefSeq and is a predicted model, not a curated record.